AUGCCGACAUCAUUCCUUCUUCUUAUUCUGCUCAUAUCGGGGGUACUGUCGGAGCCGAUCUCAAGCUUCUUCGACGGUCAGGACAUUAGAAAUGAAUGCAAAACUAGGCUUGAUCGCAGAUUGACCGGAUUUUCUGGACUUCUUUACUCUCAUUCAAAAUAUGGAAAGGAUACUUACAAUGCUAGCCGUAACUGUGUUCUUAUGAUCGUUUCACCGUUAGGAUAUCAAGUUCGGGUUCGCGCUCUCGAAUUUGACGUGAGCCGCCGAAAUGGACGUGCCUGUGAUACAGACACCCUUCAUCUCUUUGAUCAUGAAACGAAUAUCGACCCGGAGAGCCCAAUCCCGACACGCUAUGAUGACAUAAUCUCGCCAGGCCCGAUAAUCGGACAGUUUUGUGGCGAAAUGGAGAAUCGCAUACUCAAUGAGAGCACGAACAACGCGAUGACACUUUGGUGGCACUCCAAUCCGACAAGUACUCGAUAUUCGAAAGGAUUCAAGCUUCAUUGGACUUCAUUCAGAGUUCCGUCCAAUGGAGUUUGCAACUCUCGCGAGUUUUCUUGUGGAAACGGAGAAUGCAUUCCUCGCGACUUGGCGUGUGACAAGUAUGCCGAUUGCUUGAAUGGCGAGGACUUAAUCCAUUCGCGACAACUGGCUGCGAAUUGUCAAAAUAUUGAACUGGAUCCAUUGACAACGGUGAGCGGUGCAUUCGUUCUUCUUUCUUCGGCGGUUCUCAUAUUGUCAUGCUGCUUUAUCACAGUUUGUCUUUUCUGCCUCUGCAGAACGGGAAAGACCGAAACUUCAGUUAAAGGAACGCCUCAAACCCAGACACCGUCGCCGGACUUCAAACCGGAGCCGCCACAGUUUUAUCCACCAUCGCCUCCAAAAAUUCCCCCACCAUCCGUCGCCAACAGUUACACCCCGAGAAAACACAACCACUUUGAUGGCCCAUUCACCCACAGUGAUGGUAGCGGAUUCCACGUUCGUGUUCCAAUCCCACAAUAUCCACCAGAGGGGGAGUACACCUAUGUGCGCAAUGAUGUCCACCGUAACCUCAUCUAA
Molecule: messenger RNA, 1059 nt
Organism: Caenorhabditis bovis
Lineage: Eukaryota; Metazoa; Nematoda; Chromadorea; Rhabditida; Rhabditidae
Source: the annotation of a GenBank genome assembly